UCGUGCACAAAGCCGAGGCAAGAGGGUUUUCAGGCACAGGAACUGGGCGGCUCAAAGGACAUGCUGUGGUUCUGGAACCUGCGCUGCCCGCAUGUGCUGCUGCCUGUUCGACAGGAGACUCUGCUCCCAGCAGGAGGUCUGUGUGCAGGAUGGCUUGUUUGGGCAGUGCCAGGAGAGCGCGGCCCGUGACCGGCCCUACUUCCAGGUCACCUCGCCGGUGCUCCAGCGCCUGCAGGCCGUGCUGCACCGCCUCACGGCACAAGGGUUGUCGUGGCAGGAUGACAUCACACAGGACGUGAUCUCCCAGGAGAUGGAGCGAAUUCCCAGGCUGCGUCCGCCCCCCGCACGGGAGCUGGCGGCCAAGGAGAGGUUCUCCCCGCUGCAUGCCGCUCCGCGGAUGGCCCUGUUCCCAUCAGAGCCCAGCCAGCUGGGCAGCACCCUGCAGAUGGCUCCGCGCCUGCCGCCCUCCAGCACCAAGAAGUCCCCGCGUCUGGAACCGCAGCCCCCGCUGCCCCCUGCCCUGCUGCAGCGAUACCUGGAGCUCCUGCUGCUGGGCCCCCCGCCUGAGCUGGGCUAUGAGGAAGGCCUGCUGCACCCCUAUUCAUACCACAAGUUUGGCUACCAGGAUGGUGCACGGCAGCUGAGCCCCAUCCAGGGCAAUUUGGGCAAGCAGAGCCCUGAGCCCCCUGCUCUCCUUGGCAGGACCCCUGCCCAGCCCUCCCAAGCCCUCUUUGGGGCCAGCCCCAUCCCUUCCUAUGGGAGGCAGCCAGGGCUGGACGGAGGGCAUCUUUUCCAGGACCUAGGCAUGCUCUACCUGCCGAGAGAGAAGGCGAGCCGCUUGGCCCCUGCCAGCACGAAGGCCCAGCACGGGCAUGGGCUCCCCCCGGACUACGCUGAGCCCAAUGAAGAGAACAGACAGCAGGAGGCAGCCCUGGGUCCCCAGGUGCAGUCAGAUGCAGCCCUGCAGAGACUUGUGGCAGUGCUGGCCGACUACGGGGUGGGGCUGCAGGACCUGAGUCCGCAGCAGCUCGGCAGCCUCUCCGCCCUGCUGCAGCUGCUCCAGCGCCCCGGUGGGUUUGGCCAGGAGGCUCCAGCGGCCAAGCGGGUGAUGGAAGGGGAAAUGCAGCACGGAGAGGAGCCGGAGCCGCCCCCCUCCACGGUGUCUCCCCCUGAGAAUCCAGCCAGUGCAGCCUCCCAGACGGAGGGGCCAAGACGGGAGAAGGCGGCUGGCCUGGCGCGGGGCAGUGCCAGGCCUACAUUGGCGUCCCAGGCUGAACCGCAGGCCCCGGGGCAGGCUGCACCCAGGGAUCCCGCCGCAGGGGACAUGCUCCAUCUCCACAAGCCGGUCCCAGUGGAGAAGAAGAGCUACACGGAGCCCAGGGGCCAUGGCGGAAAGGGGGAGCAGCCAGAGCCCCGGCCCGCCGAGGAGUACGGCUACAUCGUCACCAACCAGGAGUCGCUGGACUUCACUGCUGGCGUCCGGCUGCUGGAAAUCCUGGCCGAGCACCUCCACCUGUCCACAACCAGCUUCAUUAACAUCAGCGUCGUGGGCCCAGCUCUCACCUUCCAGAUCCGGCAGAACCAUCAGAACCUGUCGCUGGCAGAUGUGACCAAUCAGGCCGCGAUGGUGAAGUCGGAGCUGGAGGCUGAGCUGGGGCUGAAGAUUGUGCAGAUGGGUGUGGGACAGCGCAAUGAGGCCGUCCCGUACCCGCACCCCUCGCACUUCGGCGACACCUUCCACUCCGUGCUGCUCACCUUCCUGGCCCUGGCCUGCGUGGCGGGCGCGGGCAUCGCCGCCGCCAUCGCCGUCUGCCUGCGCCAGCACGCCAAGCAGCGCGAGAAGGACCGGCUGGCGGCCCUGGGGCCCGAGGGCAGCGGGGACAGCACCUUCCAGUACCAGGAGCUGUGCCGGCAGCACAUGGCCACCAAGUCGCUCUUCGGCCGCGCAGAAGCCCCCCCGGCCCCGGCAGAGAACUCCCGGGUCAGCAGCGUCUCGUCCCAGUUCAGCGACGCCCCCCAGGCCAGCCCCAGCUCCCACAGCAGCACGCCGUCCUGGUGCGAGGAGCCAGUGCAGUCCAACAUGGACAUCUCCACCGGCCACAUGAUCCUGGCCUACAUGGAAGACCACCUGAGGAACCGCGACCGGCUGGCCAAGGAGUGGCAGGCACUGUGCGCGUACCAGGCUGAGCCCAGCGUCUGCGCUGCCGCCCGCAGCGACGCCAACCUGAAGAAGAACCGCAACCCCGACUACGUGCCCUACGACCACGCGCGGAUCAAGCUGAAGGCUGAGAGCAACCCUUCCCGCAGCGACUUCAUCAAUGCCAGCCCUAUCAUUGAGCACGACCCGCGGAUGCCGGCCUACAUCGCCACGCAGGGGCCCCUCUCGCACACCAUCGCCGACUUCUGGCAGAUGGUGUGGGAGAACGGCUGCACAGUGAUCGUCAUGCUGAGCCCGCUGGUGGAGGACAGCGUCAAGCAGUGCGAUCGCUACUGGCCCGAUGAAGGAUCCUCCCUCUACCACAUCUACGAGGUGAACCUGGUCUCCGAGCACAUCUGGUGCGAGGACUUCCUGGUGCGCAGUUUCUACCUGAAGAACGUGCAGUCGCAGGAGACCCGCACGCUGACCCAGUUCCACUUCCUGAGCUGGCCAGCAGACGGCAUCCCCACCACCACCCGCCCCCUCCUGGACUUCCGCAGGAAGGUCAACAAGUGCUACCGGGGUCGCUCCUGCCCUGUUAUCGUGCACUGCAGCGACGGGGCGGGCAGGACCGGGACCUACAUCCUCAUUGACAUGGUACUAAACCGAAUGGCCAAAGGAGUGAAGGAGAUUGACAUCGCCGCCACGCUGGAGCACGUCCGUGACCAGAGGCCCGGCAUGGUGCAGACUAAGGACCAGUUUGAGUUUGCGCUGACGGCCGUGGCAGAGGAGGUCAAUGCCAUCCUGAAGGCGCUGCCGCAGUGAUCCGGUCGCCUCGCCUCCAGCCCCGUCGUGCCCGCCACCUCCCGGGUGCCGCCCCGUGUGCUUCGGGCUCCCGCUCGCCCCUGUAACGUCGUGUCUGUGAUGCUGGUCGUCUCCCCAGGCCGCCCUCACCCCUUCGUGCUGCCCGGGCCUCAUCUGGCUGCCAGCUCCUGCAGGAGCGGCUGGGCCCAGAGGGGUCCUGCUGAACCCGCUGGGGGAGGAGGGGCUGCACCGACUGCUCUGAGGUUAAGAGGGGACUGUGCUACCCCCCCCACAUCUGCUCCUGCAUGCCCAGUGCCCGCCUGCGCCAUGUACAGGUGCCUGUGCACAGCCCCCCCCGCCCCACAGGCUCCUCCCAUUUGUCUAGUCACAGCCCCACGGGUGCCCAGGCCCUGCCCACGGCCAGGGAAAAGUCUGAGCCAGUGCAGGGUGGUUCUGAGCUCUGCCAGGAGCCUGCACCCGCUGGGCAGGAUGGGCCUGGG
Molecule: messenger RNA, 3441 nt
Organism: Gopherus flavomarginatus (Mexican gopher tortoise)
Lineage: Eukaryota; Metazoa; Chordata; Testudines; Testudinidae
Gene: PTPRN
Product: protein tyrosine phosphatase receptor type N
Exons: 23
Coding region: 92-2962 (956 amino acids)
Biological process (GO): protein dephosphorylation
Cellular component (GO): secretory granule
Molecular function (GO): protein tyrosine phosphatase activity
Source: RefSeq, a predicted model, not a curated record